AUGAACUGUUUUGAAGCAUUUCAAUCUGUAAAAAAGAUUUGCGGUAUCCAAAGUGUUGACGCAGCUCAGGAUGCCAUCGAUGCCGGUGCCGACUUGCUUGGGGUUAUUUGUGUACCCAACAGACAGCGAACAGUAGACGCAGAGGUAGCUAGGGAAAUAUCUCGUAGAGUCAAGAAGGCUCGUGAGCAUAGACAGAGCAACGGUUUACCAGGGCCUUUUUUAGUGGGAGUUUUCCGUAAUCAAAAUAUCGAGGACGUUGAGAGGUUGCAACAUAAAUAUGGGCUAGAUAUUAUUCAGCUACAUGGAAGUGAGGAUUGGAGACAGUACAAGUUGAAGCUCGGUGACACCUGUCUGAUCAAAAGGUUCCUUUUCCCAGAAGAUUGCUCGCAGGUGCUAGCAAUGUGUCAAUUGGAAGAUCCUGGCUGUGUGCCCUUAUUUGAUUCUGAGGCAGGUGGAACAGGUGAAAAAUUAGACUGGAAUUCUAUCUCCGAAUGGAGUCAAAAAUGCGGGGCCGAAUUCAUACUGGCAGGAGGUCUCACCCCAGAAAACGUAAAAUUGGCAUCGCAGUUACCUGGAGUACGAGGCGUCGAUGUUAGCGGAGGAGUUGAGACAGAUGGUGUAAAAGAUUCUGAUAAAAUAAAAACCUUUCUUCGAGAAGCGUUUGCAUCUUAA
Messenger RNA from Lachancea nothofagi CBS 11611, 672 nucleotides. The record is from the annotation of a GenBank genome assembly. Lineage: Eukaryota; Fungi; Ascomycota; Saccharomycetes; Saccharomycetales; Saccharomycetaceae.